AUGUCAGAGUGGAAUCUGAAACUGGGAGAUCAUGCCCGAGCUCUUUCGGAUGCAGAGGAUGCUCUCGAGAUCUACCAGAUGUUGCAGUCCCCAUUAGAAGUGAAGGCCUUGCGCAGCGUCUUCGACGCGCACCUGGCGCGGUCGGACAUGCGGAAGGCACGUCUGGUGGCGGCCGAAGCCCUGCGACACUUCCGCGAGCGGAACGACAAACCUGCACAGGUGCAGGCUGUUCGCAUGCUCGUGGAGCUCUACGUGAAAGCCAACCGAGUUGAAGAGGCUUUGACCGCUGCAAAGCGUGGAAUCACUGUCUGCAAAGAGCUCGGCGAUACAGCUGCACAGGCCUCUUUGAUGCUGACCGUUGGCCGUGCCCGCUUGCGUAUGGCGCAGCUGGACAAAGCCAUCGCCAUCGCACAAGACGCCUUUGCGAUGCUCAAAAAGAUACCCACAACAACACAGAAAAUCUGCGAUGACAAGGUUGAGGCGAUGCACGUGCUGAUCGAAGCGAAAUACCAUAAGGGCCAUAAGGAUGAAGCGUUGGAUCAGGCCUUGGAAUUCAAGGAGAUCUUUGAGCAUCAGAAUGAUGGGCGGGCCUUGGGGCAUGCGCUCUUGAUUGCUGCCACACUGGAAUUCAAGAAAGGCAACGUGGAAGAAGCCGCGAGCUACAAUAGCAAGGCACAAGCGAUUUUUGGUGAGGAGUCCGAUAUGGCUGGUGAGUCGGAUGCUCUGAAGAUGAAUGCAGAGAUUCAAUGGAAGAAGAAUGAAUUCAAGUCAGCGAUCCGAUUUGCCGAGAAAUCCAGAGCAUUGUACCGAGAGCUUGGCAAGACGGAGGGCGAAAUCGCUUGUAUGUACAUGAUCUCUGAGAACGCGGUGCGUCUGUCCGUGAAGGAGGGUGCCAAGAUCUUCAGCGAAGAGCCAGUCCCGCGGCAAGCGCGCGAUGCUUUGGAGAAGGGGAUCAAGCUGGCGGAGGCGGGAAUCAAGUUGGCCAAGAACAACGGCCUUGCCACUGCGCCGGAGCUAAUGGGCUCGCUGCUGUGCGCUCGAGCGCAGGGCUUGACGUUGAAGGCACGCUUCGACGAGGCGCUGAGCUGUGCAGACGAGGCGGUGCUCAUCUACAGGGAUUUGGGAUGCUACCAGUUGGAAGCCAAUGCACUGAUGCUGACCUGCGACAAUUUGCGAGCGCUGGAAAGGGUGAAGGAGGCCGCCGAGGCGGCGGAUGAAGCGCUGGCGCUCUAUCGGCACGUGGACGACACGGCGGGGGAGAAUUUGGCCUUGGAGGUGAUCGCCACCUUCCAGGAUGGAGAGAAGCAACAGCGCCUGAGAACGCGCGACGUCGAACGCGCGCGCGAGAGUCACGCGCUUCAAACUUGUUUUCAUUUGCUUCGCGGAAGCGGAGAAGCGAUGUGCACGGAGAUCGUGGAAGGUCAGGGAGGAGAGAUCGAUGUUCAGAUGGAUGGGUUGAGUGGUGAACUGAGACCUUGCAGAGACAGAAGAGACACACGCCUGGGAGGGGGAAAGGCAAGGGGUGUGUCUCACUCGUUUCAGAUGUGUUUCGGGGAGAAGCGGCUGGAGGCUUUUUGGUGCAUCGUGGAUCCGGGUGAAGCCGCCAUGAUGUGGGAGAGGAGUAUGCCGAUGAAGGUCCACUUCCCCACAGCCUUUGACAGAUUUGUGAGAUCUAAUCCAUGUUAUAAAGGAAGCCAAAAGGAGUCCUGGUCCAGUUGGGGUCCUUGUGGAAGACAUUUUCUCAAAUUCGUCCUUCCACCUUGGACAGUUCUCAUUCUGCCGACCCGCGACGAUCUCACGCUCGGCGCCAAAGUGCCCGGCGGUUGGCCCAGCCUUGGCUGA
Durusdinium trenchii is the source of this 1842-nucleotide messenger RNA. The record is from the annotation of a GenBank genome assembly. NCBI's taxonomy places the organism in Eukaryota, Dinophyceae, Suessiales, Symbiodiniaceae.